This is a messenger RNA of Arabis nemorensis, 411 nucleotides long. Lineage: Eukaryota; Viridiplantae; Streptophyta; Magnoliopsida; Brassicales; Brassicaceae. The record is from the annotation of a GenBank genome assembly.
AUGGCAAUGCCAUUAUCAGGAGCUGUUCUUAGUGGGAUUGGUUCUACUUUCCACAACAAUGGAGCCAAGCUUAAUGGCGUUUACACCGUCAAAUUUGGCCGGAAAACUGACCUAGUCGUGGUCGCUCACCGCAAGAAGUCGUUGAUCUACGCCGUUAAAAGCGAGGGCAACAUCGUCGAUGACGUCAACGACGCCACAAAGAAAGCUUCGGAUUUCGUGACGGAGAAGACAAAGGAGGCGUUGAAAGAUGGCGAGAAAGCGAAAGACUACGUUGUUGAGAAAACCGUCGAAGCCAAAGAUACGGCGGUGGGGGAAGCUCAGAAAGCUUCGGAAUAUGUGACGGAGAAAGCAAAAGAAGCGGCUGAGUUCGUAGAGGGUAAAGCAGGAGAGGCUAAGGAUGCCAUAAAGUGA